AGGAAGUUCGUUAGGGGAAGGAUCAUAUCGAUCAUGGGAACGCUAUCAUCGUAACUUCUUCACUUUUUGUCUGCUUUUUUUGCGUUUUUUACCAUGACUCACACAGAGGCUGUUCUGUGUUUAAACCUGCUCCUGUUUCUCCAAGUUCUUGCUCAGUUCAGGAGUAAUGGACGGCAACAGUGGCCCGUUCCAUACAGGCGGUUUGAUCGUCGCCCUGAUGUGGACUCCUACUGUGAGGCUCUCUACCCGUUCUGUCCCACUGGGGACCGGGAUGGAAGGAUUCCCUACAUGAGAGACAGCGAUGUCAUCUCAGUUUAUCGACUGCAAACACCUGUGUGGGAAUUCAAGUAUGGAGAUUUGCUGGGGAAAAUUCAUAUCAUGCAUGAUGCCAUUGGGUUCAGCAGUUCAGAUACGGGGGCAAACUACACCAUGGAGUGGUAUGAGCUGUUUCAGCUUGGUAACUGCACCUUCCCUCACAUCAGGCCCGAGGUGUACCCGCCUUUCUGGUGCAACCAGGGAGCUGCCUGCUUCUUCGAAGGCAUCGAUGACUUACACUGGUCACAAAACGGCACCUUGGAGAAAAUAGGAGAACUCACAGGGAGCCAGUUCAAUGACAUGGCUCAGUGGGUCCAGGACGACAAUGAGACCGGGAUCUACUAUGAGACGUGGACAGUUCGCUCAGACCCCAGCCCCAAUGCCACAGUGUGGUUUGAGUCUUACGACUGCUCACAGUUUGUCCACCGCACGUACAGGAAACUGACUGAGCUCGGAGCCAAACUAUCCAGCAGAUCACAAACCAACUACACCAAGAUCUACCUGUACAGUGGAGAGCCAACCUACCUCGGCAACGACAGCGCUAUAUUCGGACAGCCUGCUCUGAAGAAUCUGGCAGUGGACAUCCGUAAAUUUUACCACACAUUUAGACUACACCAGUCCUUUAUAGACUUUGCCAUAAGUCUGUUGGAGGCUUAUAAAAAGGUUGUGUUGGACAAGAGUUUCUACCUCUACUACAACUUUGAGUACUGGCAUCUGCCAAUGAAGCCUCCGUAUGUACAGAUUACAUAUGAAGAGGUGCCUUUGCCUUAACAUAAAACUGUUACUAGUGUUUUCAUUAAGGGCUGCAAAUCAUUUUUGAUUAAUGGUUAAUCUGUUAAGAUUAAGAUUUUCAUUGCCAACGAUCACUACUGUUAUUGUUGAGCACAUGGCAAAUAAGAACAAACAAGCAUAUUUUAAUGUUUAAGAAUUUGAAACCAGCUAAUGUUUGCCAUUUAGGAAUGUUUAAUGACUUAAAGGUCCAAUGUGUAGGAAUUUCUCCCAUCUAGCGUUGAGAUCAUAUUUUGCAAUCAACUCUCUCGC
Perca flavescens (yellow perch) is the source of this 1356-nucleotide messenger RNA. It is a transcript of the gene cln5, whose product is annotated as CLN5 lysosomal BMP synthase. Gene Ontology annotation, molecular function: hydrolase activity, acting on glycosyl bonds. Gene Ontology annotation, biological process: lysosome organization. Gene Ontology annotation, cellular component: lysosomal membrane; lysosome. The record is from RefSeq and is a predicted model, not a curated record. The coding region runs from base 94 to 1086 and encodes 330 amino acids. The transcript is spliced from 4 exons. Lineage: Eukaryota; Metazoa; Chordata; Actinopteri; Perciformes; Percidae.